AUGUUGUCUGGUAGAUUCAAUUAAAAAAAAUGCUGGCUUCCCAGAUGCAGCUGCUUCUUCCAUCUCCUUUUUGCAACCAAACCUAUUUCUUCUCCUCCUCCUGUAGUCGGCCGUCUCUCAGGACCACAGUUACCACUUUCCCUUCUUAUCGCCUUCGAGUGUCUAAUAGUGUCAAUAGCAGCAGCAGCAGUAGCAGAAGUUCAGUCAAGGAGGAACCCAUCGAAGACGAAAAGCAGAAGCAAGAUCAACCGAGAAGGGCGUACCCGUUUCACGAAAUUGAACCGCAUUGGCAGCGUUACUGGGAGGAGAAUCACACUUUUAUAACUCCUGAUGAAAUUGAUUUCUCGAAACCCAAAUUCUACAUCCUCGAUAUGUUCCCUUAUCCAAGCGGGGCUGGACUGCAUGUUGGUCAUCCCUUAGGAUAUACUGCAACGGACAUUCUUGCAAGAUAUAAACGUAUGCAAGGUUUUAAUGUGUUGCAUCCAAUGGGAUGGGAUGCGUUUGGAUUGCCUGCAGAGCAAUAUGCAAUCGAGACGGGAACCCAUCCAAAAGUCACAACCAUGAAGAACAUUGGACGCUUCCGUUCCCAGCUUAAAUCAUUAGGUUUCUCAUAUGAUUGGGAGCGUGAAAUUUCUACAACUGAACCAGAAUAUUAUAAAUGGACACAAUGGAUCUUUCUCCAGCUUUUCAAGAAAGGACUGGCUUAUCAGGCUGAAGUACCAGUCAACUGGUGUCCUGCUCUUGGCACUGUUUUGGCAAAUGAGGAGGUGGUGAAUGGAGUCAGUGAGCGUGGUGGUCACCCAGUUAUAAGAAAGCCAAUGCGGCAAUGGAUGCUCAAGAUUACUGCUUAUGCUGAUCGUCUUCUUAAAGAUUUGGAUGAUCUUGACUGGCCUGAAAACGUGAAGGAAAUGCAGCGUAACUGGAUAGGGAGGUCAGAAGGGGCUGAGAUCUACUUCUGUGUACUUGAUAAUGAUGGACAUGAGCAAGACAUAAAGCUGACUGUUUAUACAACCAGGCCGGAUACUAUCUUUGGGGCAACAUAUCUAGUUGUGGCACCUGAACAUGUUCUAUUGUCGUCAUUGAUAACUGCUGACCAAAGGAAAAGUGUCGAGGAAUACAAAGAGCUUGCAUCAAGAAAGAGUGAUUUUGAGAGGACCGAGCUUCAGAAGGAAAAAACUGGGGUCUUUAGCGGUUCUUAUGCUAGGAAUCCAGCUAAUGGUGAAGCAAUUCCAAUAUGGGUGGCAGAUUACGUUUUGGGAAGCUAUGGUACUGGGGCAAUAAUGGCUGUACCCGCACAUGAUUCUCGAGACCAUGAGUUUGCUUUGAAAUAUGACAUUCAAGUUCGUCAAGUUGUGAUCCCAGAGGAUGAAAGUCAAAGUAAUUCUGUGAAAUCUUAUUCAGGAGAAGGUCUUCUAGUUAACUCAUCAAAUUUGGUAUCUGGUCUUAAUAUCAACGGCUUGCGUAUCAUGGAAGCAGCUUCCAAAGUUAUUGAUUGGGCCGAGAGUACUGGACAUGGGAAAAGUAAGGUGAACUUCAAAUUGAGAGACUGGCUUUUUGCUCGACAACGUUAUUGGGGGGAGCCAUUUCCUGUUAUUUUCUUGAAUGGUACUGGUGAAAUUGUCCCACUUCCUGAAAGUGACCUGCCUAUUUCCCUACCUGAGUUGGAUGAUUUCACUCCCACUGGAACAGGGGAACCACCACUAGCAAAAGCUGUAUCUUGGGUUAAAACCACAGAUCCUAUCUCAGGAAAACCUGCGACACGAGAAACAAACACCAUGCCACAGUGGGCUGGUUCUUGCUGGUACUAUUUGAGAUUUAUGGACCCGAAAAAUUCUGUAGCAUUGGUUGAUAAGAGAAAAGAAAUGUAUUGGGGCCCUGUUGACGUUUAUGUUGGUGGUGCGGAACAUUCUGUCCUUCAUUUACUUUAUGCUAGAUUCUGGCACAAGGUGCUCUAUGACAUUGGUGUUGUGUCCACCAAAGAACCCUUCCAGUGUCUCAUUAACCAAGGGAUAAUACUUGGAGAAGUUGAGUAUAGGACAUGCAGAGAUUCAGAAGGGAAAUUGGUAUCGGCAGAUUCUGCUGAUGUGCUGGGUGAGCAGCAUCAGGAACGAGUACCUGAGGAAAAGGUCAUGAAGUCUGGUGAUUUCUUUGUUCUGAAGGAUGAUCCAAGCAUUCGGUUAAUUGCACGGGCACAUAAAAUGAGUAAAAGCAGGGGAAAUGUCAUUAAUCCUGAUGAUGUUGUUUCUGAAUAUGGUGCAGAUUCUCUUCGUUUAUAUGAAAUGUUUAUGGGACCAUUUAGGGACUCAAAAACGUGGAGUACCAGUUGUAUUGAAGGUGUCCAUCGAUUUCUGGGGAGGGUUUGGAGGUUAAUUGUUGGUGCACCUUUACCUAAUGGGUCAUUCAAGGAUGGAACAGUGGCUACCAAUGAUGAACCUUCUCUGGAACAACUCCGGUGUCUUCAUAAAUGCAUUGAGAAGGUGACAGAGGAAAUCGAAGGUACUAGAUUCAACACUGGGAUUUCUGCAAUGAUGGAGUUCAUUAAUGCAGCAUAUAAGUGGGAUAAGCAACCAAGGUCAGUUAUCGAAAUGUUCAUUUUGUUGCUUUCACCGUAUGCACCUCAUAUGGCUGAAGAGCUCUGGUUUCGCCUUGGACAUUCAAAUUCGUUGGCCUAUGAGCGUUUCCCUAAGGCCAAUCCUGAGUACUUGAAAGACUCAAAGGUGGUCCUACCAGUUCAGAUCAAUGGCAAGACAAGGGGCACAAUACAGGUUGAAGAGGAAUGUUCGGAAGAGGAUGCUUUCAAGAUAGCAUCAUUGGAUGUGAAGCUCUCCAAGUACUUGAUCGGAAAGACGAUCAAAAAGAGAAUAUAUGUUCCAGGCAAAAUUCUGAAUGUUAUAUUGGACCGGCAAAAUGUUGAGGUAGGCCGCCGAUAGUUUGUAUUCUUUUGGUUUGGGGGUCAGUGUUUUAUAUUCUUCUCAAUUGUUGUGAUUUGAACUAUUGAUUGAUAUAUUAGUUGGUAGCAAAAAAGGAA
Molecule: messenger RNA, 3028 nt
Organism: Telopea speciosissima
Lineage: Eukaryota; Viridiplantae; Streptophyta; Magnoliopsida; Proteales; Proteaceae
Product: leucine--tRNA ligase, chloroplastic/mitochondrial
Exons: 20
Coding region: 30-2930 (966 amino acids)
Biological process (GO): leucyl-tRNA aminoacylation
Cellular component (GO): cytosol
Molecular function (GO): aminoacyl-tRNA deacylase activity; leucine-tRNA ligase activity; ATP binding
Source: RefSeq, a predicted model, not a curated record